Molecule: messenger RNA, 5533 nt
Organism: Ostrea edulis (European flat oyster)
Lineage: Eukaryota; Metazoa; Mollusca; Bivalvia; Ostreida; Ostreidae
Product: E3 ubiquitin-protein ligase PDZRN3-B-like
Exons: 11
Coding region: 1241-4510 (1089 amino acids)
Molecular function (GO): protein binding; zinc ion binding
Source: RefSeq, a predicted model, not a curated record
GAGAGGGGGAGAUUGCGAUGGUAAUUGUCUUAUUCCACUUGGAUGGCCAAAAUCUUUAGAGUACUGUGGCGCUAGCAAUUUAAUAGUCGGCGAGCCUAGCACUUGGAAAACACUUGGAAUAAUACUUGUAUCAUAAAGCGUUUGUACGUGGAGGGACUUUCAAGUACUUUUGUUUGUUUGUAAUUUCAUGAAAAUAGUGAUACAUAAUAUUUAUUAGUGUUAUUUUUAAUUUUUAUCAUUUUAUUUGAUUGAUGAGAAAGUGGUUCUAGGAUUAUCGAAUUCAUCGAUUAAAUGAACGUCCAACAUUCAUCUACUGUUUUUGAUUUACAUGCCGAUCGGUACAUAUCACGAAAUUCCAAAACCGCGAGGACAUACUUUCCAACUGUUCGGAUUUUGUGAUUCCUUAUCAUUGAGAGGUGAACAUCAAAUGGAUUUUUACCGAUUAUUUUGAGGAGAGAGGUUUUGGGGUGAGAUUAUUUUUUUAAUUUGCGUUUGAUUCCGUUUUUCUGAGUUUUGAAUGAAGAUAUCCAACCAUUUAAUCAAGAGAAAUAUCUCACUAACGACUUGAGAGAGAUGUUCAUAAAACAAGGUUGAAAAUAGUUUAGGGAUAGUCUCUUCAAAGCCCCCUGGCUGGCAAGGUUGAUUCUAUCUGUAAUGAAAAUUUUCGGUGUUCGUUAAAUAUUGCCCUCGCGGACAGGGCAAACAUAACUUCGGUGGAACGAGAUGUCGAAGUAAAUCCCACCCGCAACUUCUCACAUUGUGAACUUUCGGAAAAGUGAUGAAAACCACUUUAACUUUGGAAUAUUUUCAGACCUGUUUCACAGUUUUCUUGAAGAUUAUCCAUUUCCUUUGCUAAAGAAAAGUGCUUCUUUAAAAGAGUUUUUCUAAAGAAUUGAUUUCGCAGUCCUCAAAGAGACUUUUCUGUUGUUAUAUGGUGUCCCUGCUGGGUCGAUUUUCGCAGUCCAAUACCUCGUGUGUAUUGAUAGCGUUGCGAGCCCCUUUUCUGUCCAGUCGUGUUUAAAUUGAGAUUUGUGUACUUUAAUUAUUUUCACCUGUGAUCUACCUUUGGCAAGGAUUACAUCGAAUUCCGUACAUCGCCGGCUUUCUAUUAUUGUCAGAAUGUAAACAACGAUUGCAAUGAGAAUUUUUACCAUAAAGUCGAAUCGUGAACACACACCGUAAACGCAUUUAAAUUUCUGCCCAAUUCGUUUUUACAAAAAAAAGGGUAAAAUAUUUAAGAAUGGGAUUUGAUGUGAACAAUUUCGUGACCACAGUUCGCGAGGAGAUGAUAUGUGAGUUGUGUUGCGGGGUACUGGACAAUCCUUUACGAACCACGUGCCGGCACAUAUUCUGCUCAGGGUGUAUCCUCCCGUGGGUGGUUCGAACCGGAAAGUGUCCCAAGGGGUGCCAGCGCCUUACCCCAGACGACCUUACAAAUGAGUUAGAGUUGAGGGACUGCAUACUGAAUUUGAGUGUUCACUGUGAAUUUCGUAGUAGAGGAUGCAAAAGACUGGUUCGUCUGCGAGAUAUUGGGGUUCACAAAACAGACUGUGAGCAUCGGCCCGUCCCCUGUCCAAACGAAGACUGUAAAGUGAUUAUGAACAUCAGGGACCUCGAGAAACACGUCACAGGCAAUUGUCCAUAUAAGGAAGUAGGGGUCUGCCAGAAAGGAUGUAGUCUUGUUUUGCUGCAAAAAACGGCAGACUCACAUGAAUGUGUUUCCGCUUUACGAUCAUACAUCGCUGGUCAGGAAAACGAAAUAAAUACCAUGGAAACAAAACUGCAGUUGGUCAGUCUAAAUGCCGCUAAAAGGGAACACGAACUUCUGAGUCAAAUUGCUUUUCUCCAUAACGAAAAUCAGCUCCAAGUUCUGGAGUUUAACAGGAAGCUGAACGAUAUUUCGACGAAGCCUAGAAAACGCGACAAGAGCGUUAACGCUGCCACGAACACCGAUGAUGCUGUGUGGCUGGUUGUGACGGUCUCCCUGCACAGAGUGAACGGUUCACUAGGCUUCAACAUCAUGGGAGGAUACACGCCUGAACCUAAUAACAACGAGGCUGAGAAACAAGAGGAAUUAUCUGGAGGGGUGAUGGUUUCCAAGGUAACGGAGAGCAGCCCUGCAGAAAAGAAUGGACUGAAGAUUCAUGAUGUCAUUACUCAGGUAAAUGGUCAGGAUUUGUCACAAGCAAGUCACGAGGAAGCAGUGGAAGCGUUCCGUGCGGCGUCCGAGCCAAUCACCGUCGAGGUUCUUAGACGUGUCAGCAAAAAUAAAAUGAAAAACACCCCACCGACCAUGGUGUCCACAUCUACCCAGACUGAAGAGGAGCUCUAUGGGAGACCCCCCACCCCACCGUUCUUCACCUAUUCCCCAGGUCUAUACCAGGCCGGCACUAGAAGACCCCUAGCCUUUUCCCCCAGUACGGACAUGGGACUAACAGAUAUAGAAAUGGCACACAACCUGGAUUAUGAUGAUCCAUACUUCGAUGACAGAGUGGGAUAUGAAAUGGAGUACGAGGAGGUGAUUUUACACAGAUCGGUAGAAAACCAGAAGCUGGGCCUCACUCUGUGUUACGGAUCCCUGGAAGAUGAAACCACAGACAUCUUUAUCAGUGAGGUUGAGGCUCAUAGUGUAGCUGCUCAGGACGGGCACAUCAAAGAAGGGGACCAAGUUCUCCAGGUGAAUGGGGUAGACGUGCGAAGUCGGGACCAAGCAAUACAGCUAUUCUCAGAAAGAGGCUCGGAUAUAAGGCUUCUUCUGGCAAGACCCCAGUUGCAGCUGGAUGAUGGGUUCAUGGAGGAUCAGAAUGUGACCCUGGAUGAUUUACAUAUGGAUAUUCUUGAAAAACAUCACCGUGACAACAUGCAAAUCAUGGCCUCCAUGCUGGCACGGGGUCACAUGGAGGAAGAAGGGGGCACAACUGACACCGCCACAACAGAAAAUUCACUCCACAAGCAUGAAAAGGACAGUGGUGUUGGCCGUACGGAUGAAAGCACUAGGAACGACGAAAGCUCUGAACAGGAUCCUUUCGAUACAGAGUGUACCAAUUCUCCGGCAGCAACCUCCAGGUUCCGAAGAAAGGAUCUGAAUUACAGUGACGACAGUGUGUUGUCCAAUGAAGUGACUGAUCACGACACUAAUGUGACAGACUAUGGAAAUGAAUGUGACAGUUUUCGUGCUCAUCUAGAGAGCAGGUGUGUAAAUAACAACAUGGAGAGCUCUCCUCAGAAGAACUCCGGGAGAAAAGACUCGGUGAGCAGCAUUGAGCGCGAGCUUGCUCUUUUAAAUAAAGAAAUGGAAACUAUACACAUGGAGUGUCAAGAAAUGUGUGACAAACACACAAAAGACAUUACUACUAAACAGCAGCAUCAACGAGAAGCUGUGCAAAUUAAAAGUCCAAGAAUUGUGCCUAGAAUGGGGACAAGGCUCGAAUAUCUAAAAUAUGUGCAAUUAUAUGACAACCCAAAUUCCUGGGAUCGCCGCGACACCUUACCCAAGCCUACUACUCAACAGCCAAAAAGUCAAUGUGAAAAGGACGCGUCCACAACCACAAGUGCUUACAAUACCGGCGAGAGCUGUCGAAGCACACCACUCACACUAGAACUUAACCAAGGCUCAGAUGAAGGAGAUUUCAAAAACUCUAUGUUGUGCUUGGCACCAUCCAACACCAAUGUUUCAGCAUUAAGUGACACUGAGAAACAGACCCAGACCCCGUGUGGUCCGAACGAUGGUUCUAGUGAUGACUACCAAUCCAUCGCUGCGGACUUCAAGGAGUCGUCCACACUGCAGAAACAGAACUGCAUGGGCGAAUCGCUCCAGGAUCUGUACAUGCAGUAUGCUGACGUGAUGUACACAAACCAAGCAAAUCUGCAGCACACAAUAGCCAUUCAACAAAAACUUUUUCAACAACAAAUUGAACAAAAUCCAAUGAGGAGCAGGAGAAAUAAUGGGUGUUCUCCUCAACCUCCUACGUCAGCUGCUAGCUCGGUAAGUGGACAAGGUGAGAGUAAAUCUAGAGACAGUCUGAAUGUCUCAAGAGAUAGUCCAAAAGCCACACCCCCUGACAGUAGUGGAGAAAUGGAGUGGGUGGUAAAACGACGGCCAGACGGAACUCGAUACAUCACGCGGCGUCCAAUGAAAAGCAAGCUCCUGAAAGAAAGGGCCAAGAAAAUUUCAGAGGAAAGAUGUGGAAUGACAACAGAUGAUGAUGCAAUGAGUGAAUUAAAAUUUGGACGUUAUUGGUCAAAGGAAGAGCGCAAGAAGCACUUGGAAAAGGCACGCGACCACAAACGAAAACGAGAAUGCUUGAUGAAAGCGAAAAUGGAGACCUUGAAAGAAGCUGAGGAAAAGAAAGAAGUAAACAUAGUCGAACUGAGUCAUCGGAAAAUGAUGAAGCAUAAAAAUAAGAAAGUGUUGGACAAUUUUGUGACUGUGCAGGAAAUGCUGGCUCAUGGGAGUCGUGUGUCUGAUGGGAAAACAUACAACCCGUUACUAUCUGUGACUACCGUUUGAUUUUAUUGGUGUGAUAGUGAAUGCUUGGACUAAUGGUUUGCAUAAAUGUGAUAUAUUGUGACAUGACGUGAUCAUUUAGUGCGGGGAAAAAAAAGAUUAUUGUUCAUAUAUAUAUUAAUGUAUUGUAUUCCUAUGGAAUGUAAAUAUUUCAAAGGAAAUUUUGUUUUAAGAAUGAAAACUGAUUUAAUCUGGCUGUGAGACAAAUGUGGUUGUCGUGCAUAAAUAUGAAAGAAAGCAAGGAAUGUUGUUAGAAACUCCAUGCUGCAUAUUGCAGCAGUAAAGUGCAAGUGCUGUAAGUCAUGAGUAAUUCAUUUGUAUGUGAUAUGUAAGUAGUGAUGUAAUGUAGAGUUCUGUUCAUGGAGAACUUCUUGACAGUGGUGGAAAGCAGGGAGAAUCCCUUUCCCCUCAUUUAUUCAUUGUUUUUUUUCUUCUUCAUAUUUUGUAUUGUUAAUAUUUAUUAAAAAUAAUUGUUUCAGAGAGGAUAUUAUUGAAAGCAAUAUAAUCAUGAAAAAUCCCAGAUGAUUGUAGUUUUGUUAAAUGUAUCCUGUUCUUGCAAAUCUUAAAAAUGCAAAUUACAAGCCUGUACAUGUAAUUGACAGAUGAUAUGAAUUCCAUGUUGUUUUCACCUUAUAGUCCCCUGCCUAUAUUGCUAUUUUUUCUGUCAGAAAUAUCAACUUUAUAUGAAGAGCACUAAUAUUAUAUCUAGUUUUUUUUUAAGUAAAUGAUAUCAAAAGAUAUAUGCUAGUCAAUUGCAGAUUCAUGUCAUUCUAGUACGUAUUAUUUGUGUGUUUUGUCUGUUUCUCAUCUCUGGAUUAGGAAAACACUGGAGAAUGAAAACAGCUGAACAUUUUCUUUGUAGAAGUGGACAUAACCUGUUAUCAUAGGAUUCAUUAUAAACAUUGUUGUCAGUCGGAACUGCAACACAUUGUCAUGGAAACAUUUUGAAAAUAUUUGUGCUUCAUUAUUUUCCUCAGAAUUCAGUGAUAUCAGAACUUGAAUAAAUUAUUGUUUUAUAUUUAUGAA